CCCACCUCCAAACCGACUUCACUCCCAAACUCCUCAGUCUGCACCCGCCCUCUUUUCGCUGCGCUGGUCUUUUUGACUGUCCCCAGGAAACUUGGUCGGCCAGAUACCUCAGACAGGCAGUCUUCUCGCUUAACUGCAGGCCGUUGCGAUCCAAGCGCGUCGCAUCGCAUCGCUGCGAAAUCUCAUUGGGACCUGCCCACUUUCGCUGCCAGGGGUCACUUAUUGCGAAGGCUGGGAGAAACCAAAGCUGAACCUGGACUGGCCCAAGGCUCCUCCACCGCCACCAACCUCCUCGCCUUGACCAUUGCAACCUGCUCCUCUUCCUCCACCCCCACAGCGCUUCUCCAGCAUCCUUUGAGCGUACGGUAAUCUUCUUGGGGCCAUAGUCAAUCUGUCUUUCCCUUCUGUCCACGUCCCCCUCUGGUCCCUCGACCGUCGCACGCCGCCCGAGACUGUUUCGGUUGCACUUUUCUCUGCUCAGCUACAACCCCCGGUUCCUAUUUCCUGCACCUCAUGUCUUGACCAAAACAAAGCAGCCCCAAGUCCGAGGCUCGCCCAGCGACAAGCCCACCGCCGCCUUGAUCUGGCCCCGUUCCAAUUGUUCCUCCCCGCCUGCAUGGUGCAGUGGUCCUGCACCAGGGGACUUGGCCAGGACUGGGAAUAGAGCGGGUUCCCAGCACGGCUAUCGAGUGGCACAUUACCUCAUCCUGCAAGUCCAACAAAAAGCCCACGCCCAGUGGGAUCGCUGCACGCCAUGGGUAUCGAUUCGAAGAAGGCACCUCCACUCCCAGCCCCCACUGAAGAGUCCGAGUCGACUGUGACCCAGACAGAGCUCGCGCCCUCUGACGUCUCCAAGCCAGGCGACGAUAAGUCCUCCUACUCCCUCCCAGAGGACGGCACACCCGUUACAAUCAGGACUCGCGGCCACAUGCCCGAUCGCUCCCAGACUUCCUUGCUCAUUGAAUACUUCGAGGCUGGCAAGCCCUCUGCCUCCCCGAGCAAGACCACCGAGCGCAAACCGAGCGUGCGGGUUCGCCUCACCCCAUCAAAGAAUCGGAAAACCGAUCGCAUCCAGAUAACAGAAACCAAGUCGUCUAGUGGCCGCAAGGCCUCCCUGACUCGCCGCCAGGAGCGAGCUGCUCCUCUGACCCCGGCCGGCCUCAAGUCCAAUGAGGCGCUGUCUGCUGUCAGCGGCGACCAGGAAGACGCAAAGAGCAUGCAUUCAUACACCUCUGCCACCGAGGAGUCCAAUGUCUCUCGAAACCCUAUCGAGGUCGAGAUCGACCGUGGUGGCCACCGACGCCGCCGCCCUGCGAGCCCACUAAUUCCAAGCGCCGACAGCAAGGCUUCCUAUCAGCCAGGAAACAUGUCCGAUAUAUCGGCAAUCCCCACUGACAGCUUUCUGGACGGCUCAGGCCACUCAACUAGGCUUACUGAGAAGCGCAGCAAGAGCCCCUCGAGGGCGAGGGAGGUCAUUGGCGGUGCAGCUGCGGGAAUUGUCGCUGCCGCUGCCGCCGACAAGAUGCGCAGCAAGAGCCGAGGAGAGCUCAGCGAGAAGGAGAGGUUGGUCGUGUCCAAGUCCAAAGACCGGGACAGCUCGGAGCGAAGACACAAGUCUAAGAACCGCAAGAGCAGUGGCAGCGAACACAAGUCUGAGUCUGGCAAGUCGUCGCGGAGAAAAUCUAGCAAGACGAACGAGGAGUCGAUCCUCUCUGGCGCGGACUCUAGUGUGGUCUCAUCAGCUAUUUCACACAGCCAUCGUUCUAUGGAUGCCAGCUCCAUGCGCUCCGGGGCUUCGAGGUCCUCGAUCAACAAUCCCAAGCUCCUAGAGACUGUCGAGGACGCGAUCCGGCGGCUUAUCCUGCCUGAGCUCACGGCCAUCAAGAGGGAGCAGAGCAAGCGAGAAGCUCGCAGAAGCUCCGUAUCGAGCGGGACAACGGCAUCUCGAGACGACCUUGGCAGUGAACGCCGCCAAUCAGGGUAUUCGAGCAAAUCCAGAGAAAACCUCUCCUCCAGGGGUAAGGAUCGCAGGGGAAGGGAAGCCCGCCAUGACUUGGUUGAGAGCCCCGCCCCAAGCGUGGAUCACGACUCCGUCGACGAGUCGCUGCAUGAGAUUUCAGAGGUAUCGCGCGGCACCGACAAGCUGAAGGCUACUGCUGGGGGGGCUGCUGCCGCCGCUAUGGCUGCCGCCGCCCUGAGUAACGACAAGUCUCCGGCUAUCGCAAGAGAACAGCGCCGCCGCCGCCGAGCUGAAGCAAAGAGCCGGGCAUCUGAGAUGCAUGGUGAAGAGCAGGAAAGGCUCGGUGACCCGACUGCACCAAUGCCAUUGAUGAGCGAGUUCAACCCGUCAGACAUCACCCGGACAUCCAUCAUGUCUGCCGACACUGAGCGACCACACUCGGCAAGUGAGGAGCUUACGCCAGUACAGCAAGUUGUCAGGGCAACGUCGUCGAUCGAUUCCAGGUCUACGGUGACCAGCAGUCCCACACCAACGAGGACACCUAUCUCUCUCCAGGCUCUGGGGGCCCAACAUGCCAACAUCUCCCACGGCGAUCUCAAGACCCUUUCUCAGAAGAGGACUGGGGGCUUCGAUGAGGUCGAAUAUGACGACCGUGAGGACGGCCGACGAGCUCCCAUUAGCCAGGCCGAGGUUUAUGACGACGAGGACGAGGACGAAUACGACGAUGGUCCUUACAACGAUUACUACAAUACCCAGGACGUUCCUCCGCCUCUGAAGUAUGUGCCAUACCAGCCUGAGCGCCGUGGACUCAGCCCCAUUCCAAGCGUUUCGGGCUACACGGAGGGCGGAAGUGAGAUCCACAACCGCGAAUCCAGGCUCACUCACAGAACAUCUGGGUCAUUUUCGUCUCCCGACAAGUCGAUUCGUCACGGUGCGGAUUCGCCUAGUGUCUUGAGCCGAGGGUCGUACCAAGACGACCGUAGUGUGGUGAGCUCAAGACUAGGAUACAGGAACACCACCUACACUGACGACAGCGAGCUUGACCGCGUCACGACCGGUCAGGCAGUGCGUGCUGUUGGCGCCAACCCCAAUUUGGUGAACUCGCCGACUGGUGUUCAAUCUCAUGUUGCGUCUCUGGUCGAGGGAUCGGCCUUAGAUGAAUCCGUGCUUACCGGCGAGUCUGGCCGCAGUGGUCGCCAGUACGACCCUCGUGGCUCUGAGGUCAUCAGCGAGGAAGAUGUUACCGACCAGACAGCAUUCCGUCACAAAGACUCUCAAGAGAGUCGACGCACAGCCGAGGACGAGGUUGCUUCACAAACCUCGGAGCGACCGCAUGAAUUCGAGGAGUAUGAACUCGACGAGUAUGGCCGCAAGGUCCCGAGAACAAAAUACCGACACUCCCCAACGGCUUCGGAAGCCGCCAUCACUGGUGCUGCCGUGGGCGCUGCAGCGGCAGCUCUCCGGGCAGCCGCCAAGGGCAAGGGUAUACAGGGUGCUGAACACGAGGAGUCUGCAAGCGAAACCGUGGGCGGGGGUGUCCAGCGGAAUAAGUCGUUCAAGGACCGAACCAACGAAGGCUAUCUGCCAGCCAGUACUCCUACACAUAGUGUCGAUCGCCUCGUUGGCGAGUAUGAGAAAGCCAACGUUGGACACAGUGGCUUGCCAGACGCAAAUGACCCUCUCCCAGAGAUCGGUUACUUCGCCCAUGACGAUGAUUCGCUCACCAAUCCGUCACGUAUGAGUGACCGUUUUAGCGCUACACAAGAAGCCAGGGACGGGCAAUGGCAGGAACAGGAACCAAUGACACCCACGCAACAGAGCAUUGAUGGAAGUCGAGGUCUCCAGGAAUCCGUUAGCGGGCAAUCUUUGACUCUGGACGAGGCCGCUGGUGCAGCCGCGGUAGCAACGGCAGCUGCUAUGGCACACUCUCAUAGUCGACAGGCAAGUCAAGACAUAGACGACGAGUGGCGUCGUACCUCCGAGGACCGCAAGCGAGAUACCAUUGUCACCAACCCGUAUGAAGGCACGAGUCCCCUCGCCAAUGCGCCUGGCCUCGAUAUUGAUCUUGGACAAGCGCCCCACUUCGAUCCUGAUGGGUACGUUACAGGAUAUGGUGCCCGAAGCCCCUUUGGACCAAAGAUCGAUGAGGGCUAUAUCUCACAAGGCCCUAACAGAACGCCCGAUCUUCAAGGAAAGGGCAAGGGCAUCGACUACAACCAGCAUGCACCCAUGCCUGCCAACAUGGAUCCAUUUUACAACCCACAGGACUCGAAACACAUGAGUGGCCUUUCUCAAGGCAUGGGCUCGCCGCUGUAUGAUGCUGCUACCGGUGCAGGCAUUGAUCGCAUCGAGUCGAACGAUAUCAUUGCACUCAUGCAACACCUCAUGGUUCGUGACGCUCAACGCAGCGCGCGUGACACUGAGAUCUUGGUCACCUUGGUGCGUACCGCUGCCGAGAUGCGGAAUUCAUUCGACGACAUCAAGAAGAUGCUUGCGGACACUGAAGAUGUCAUCAUUACCGAGGUAAAAGAGAACACCGACAAGACCGUACAGCGCCAUAUCGGCGGUCCGCGCCCGUUCCCAGGCAGCGCGACGCGGUCAGUCCAAGGCUCGCAGGCUGGCACGGAGAACGAGAAGAAGACGCGAAACCUCUGGCGACGGGCUCUCAAGGGACUCGGUGCAAAGGGCACAAACGAUCUAACCAGAAUUGAGGAUAUGCUGAUGCAGUUGCUUGGAGAAGUUGACGUCUUGAAGUCACAGACUGCUCCAGGUGGAAUCAGCCAUGACAGCGGUCCGUCUCUCGACAACAUUCAGCCAGCGGUGCAGUAUGAGCAAGAUCAUGGGUAUGAGCCCGAAGGCCAUGCAGGCACUUCGACCGCUAGCUAUGGCAGUCAAUCUGGCCACCUUUCCAUCCCCCGGAAUGCCUCGUACGGCUACGAGCGAAAGGUAUCGUCGGGUCACCGGAUCAGCACCGUGCCAGAAGGAGACGAGGACGAUUUCAAUGAGGACUCCAACGUCAUUAUUCAUAACCACAGCAAUACGGACAUGCUCAGUCCAGGAGGUGAGCCCGAACGCGGCAGCUCCGUGCCCCUAGGGACCCCUCCACAAGUGCCAACGGGUGCCCAAGCGUCCUUGAGCAACGAGAACACUCCUCGCACUGAAAAUCGAAAGAAGCAUAAGUCGAGCGGUUCCGCGAGCUGGUUCCCCAAAAUCUCCCGUUGGUCCGAAACCACCGCGUCGAGUGUUGGCAAGGCCUUCAGGAAGUCCAAAGAGACGGAGGCCGGUUCCUUGCGUGGAGGACCCUCUCGCUCAGGUUCGGACUUUGCCAUUUAUGAGAACUACCCGGUAACGGACCCUUACGGUGAUGAUCAUCUCCCCUCCGGCUACUCGGAUACGAAUCUGAACAGCAACCAAAGGCACGAUCCUAAUCAGAUCGAGCCCGAUAUGCAAUUCACCAUGGCCGGUGUGAGUCGCACUCCGGUCCCAACAUCCCACAGCCCUGUGCAGCCUGAGGCCAUACAACCUUUCCCAAUGAACUACUCCACACCAGAGGAUCCCAAGUACAAGGCUCACCGCAACUCAUUGAACUUGCAGCAUCCACAGCCGCGCCCAGGACAGACCGAACAAUUCCGGAAUGCCCUCGAGAGUUCUGCCCAGGACUUCGACACUCCCAUGUCACCCAAGUCAGCAGACUUUGGCUCGGUCACUAGUCUUGGCCGUUAUGCAGGGCAUCAGCCAAGAUACAGCAAUGGAUCUGCCACUGGUGAGCAAGGCCAGUACACCUGGUCGGGCAACUCGCCUGCCCAAUCGGGACCACCGAGGCCGCCAAAGGAGCCCUUAGAAGAACCUGGACCGCGGACCACAACUCCGACUAGGAGUCGGAUCUCGACACUUGGGUACAAGCCUGCCGGCAGUCCCAAGCCAGAGAACCGCAACCUGCAAAAUGCGCUCGGUGCGCCCGGCCGGAGGCCUAGUGGGCCUCGCGCAAUGGGCACGAGAAGUCCAGCUCCGGCUGGAGAUGAGGAGCGGAGGAAGAAGAGAGAUACAUUCGGCUCUGUCAUGUCACAGGAGUCGGACACCUUUUAGAGGAAGGGUUCUCCCUAUGACGGCUGGCUGCGUGCUGUCCAAAACGGCCUCGGCCGGUAGAAACGAUGGGCAUGGUCUCCCGGGGCAGCACCUUCGUUGCGCGAGAUGCGCCGCCGCCUGAGAGUCAGGGCCCGGGCCGAUGGCUGGCCCGCCCGAUACAUCACCAUAAUGGACUCUUGCCGAUUACAUGGACGACGCGGAAAUCAAUAAUGCUUGUCUGCCCUGUUGGGAUUGGGAGUCUACGACAUCACACCAAAGGUGUUCCGCCGUAUCAGCGUGUGUUUAUAGAAUUCACUUCAGCACAUACUUUCAAAAGGCAUAAAAAAAGGGACUUGCGGGACGUUCGUCGUGGUGAUAGACGAGCGGGUUUGCGUAGGAAGUGACGGGGGGACGCAGAACAAUUGCACAAUUACGAUGACAUGACCACCAUUUGGUUUAUGGCGGUGGGAUUCUGGAGAUAUGGAAGGAGCAGCGGCGAUGAGUUGAUUUCUUGAAUCCAGCGGACCUUCUAGUCGGCGGUGAUGGUGAUGGCGGUGACGACUGGAGCUCGAGCCAAGGAAGAUCGCUCGACAGAUGUGAUGCAAGGGAACCCGUCUCAUUGACUCACAACUGGCCUUGGGCUAAACAUGUGUUGAUCAUUAUGUAGGAUACCCUUGGAAAACGUUUUAAUGCAUUCUUCUAUUCAGCAUAA
Diaporthe batatas is the source of this 6737-nucleotide messenger RNA. RefSeq lists its product as uncharacterized. NCBI's taxonomy places the organism in Eukaryota, Fungi, Ascomycota, Sordariomycetes, Diaporthales, Diaporthaceae. Bases 755 to 6046 code for a protein of 1763 amino acids. The transcript has 3 exons. The record is from RefSeq and is a predicted model, not a curated record.